Triticum dicoccoides is the source of this 888-nucleotide messenger RNA. Its product is annotated as peroxidase 1-like. The record is from RefSeq and is a predicted model, not a curated record. The transcript has 2 exons. NCBI's taxonomy places the organism in Eukaryota, Viridiplantae, Streptophyta, Magnoliopsida, Poales, Poaceae. Gene Ontology annotation, biological process: hydrogen peroxide catabolic process; response to oxidative stress. Gene Ontology annotation, molecular function: heme binding; peroxidase activity. Bases 1 to 888 code for a protein of 295 amino acids.
AUGGCGAGCGGGUCUUUCCUGCUCCCUCCGUCCCUACUGGUUCUCGCAGCUAGCUCGGAGAUGGUGAAGAUCAUCUCCGCCGCGCCCAGCCUCGCCGGACCGUUCCUCUGGCUUCAUUUCCACGACUGCUUUGUUAGGGGCUGUGACGCGUCUGUGCUGCUGGAUUCCACCAAGGGCAACCUGGCAGAGAGGGACGCCAAGCCCAACAAGAGCCUGCGAGAAUUCGGCUCCGUGGAGCGGGUGAAGGCCAGGCUCGAGGCCGCAGGCCCGGGCAUCGUCUCCUGCGCCGACGUGCUCACACUCAUGGCCCGCGACGCCGUCGUCCUGGCCAAGGGCCCCUCCUGGCCCGUGGCGCUCGGCAGGAGAGACGGCAGCGUGUCCAGUGCCACGGAGGCGAGCGACGUCCCUCUGCUCACCCGGAUUUUCGCAUCCAAGGGUCUCGGCCUCAAGGACCUCGUCGUCCUCUCCGGCGCCCACAGGCUCAGCACGGCGCACUCCCCGUCGUUCGCCGACCGGCUCUACAACACCACCGACAACGGCCUCGUCGACCCGUCGCCGGACAGCGAGUACGCGGCCAAGCUGAGGCUGAAGUGCAAGAGCGUCGACAACAAGAGCAUGCUGUCGGAGAUGGAUCCCGGCAGCUACAAGACCUUCGACACCAGCUACUACCGCCACGUCACCAAGCGCAGGGGGCUCUUCCGCUCUGACGCCGCGCUGCUCACUGACGCCACCACCGAGGAACACGUCCGGCGCGUCGCUACAGGUAAAUUCGACGACGCGUUCUUCAGGGAUUUCAGCGAGUCCAUGGUCAAGAUGGGCAACGCCGGCGUGCUCACCAACGGCGACGAAGACAUACGUCCUCAACUAGAGAAACUACCAGCGGAUUAA